This is a messenger RNA of Trichoderma gamsii, 1509 nucleotides long. RefSeq lists its product as hypothetical. Bases 1 to 1509 code for a protein of 502 amino acids. The transcript has 3 exons. NCBI's taxonomy places the organism in Eukaryota, Fungi, Ascomycota, Sordariomycetes, Hypocreales, Hypocreaceae. The record is from RefSeq and is a predicted model, not a curated record.
AUGUCGUCCGACAACAACCAGCAGGUUAUGGACGUGCUCUCGAGCAUCUCGGGCCACUUUCGUCGGGUCACUGAUAAUGCCGCCGAGUUCAUCGACAAGGGCGUCGACAAGGCCUCCGAGGCCGUCCGCGAGAGGCUGGCGACGGUCGAGUGGCUGCCCGAUAUCGUGAAGCCGCUCCCCCCACCCAAGCCAGAGGUCAUUGUCGUGCCCCUGUCCAGCAUCGAGAAGCUGCAGAACUGGUUCUCAAGGAACAAGUACCUGAUCGGAGCCACCAUCGUCGUCACCAGCGCUAUCGCCUACAAGGGCUACCAGCAGAACAAAUACGUGCGAAAGGUGCGGAGGGCCAAGCGAAGCAAGAAUGGCGGCCGCAGCGAGGUCAUUGUUAUCGCGGGGUCGCCUCGACUGCCGCUGACCAAGACGCUGGCUCUGGAUAUGGAGAGGCGCGGAUUCAUCGUCUUCAUCGUCUGCAAUGCCACUGAAGAUGAGGCCGCCGUCAAGUCUUUCUCCCGCCCAGACAUCAUGCCUCUCACCAUUGACACCACAAAUCCACCCAAUGCCGGACUCGCUAUUGAGCGCUUCGCCCACUUCCUCACAUCUCCCAGAGCUCCAGGCCCCAACAUCAAGCCGAACCAGCUGACCCUCAAAUCCGUCUUCCUGAUUCCCAGCCUCCACUACCAGACCUCUCCCAUCGCCACCAUCCCUCCAUCAGCCUUUGCCGACCUUUUCAACACCCACCUGCUGCAGCCCAUCCUCACCAUCCAGACAUUCCUGCCGCUGCUCACAUCAAGGCUCGGCCCCAUUGGCGAGAAAUGGGUCCCUCCCAAGGUCCUGGUCUUCACUCCCUCCAUCAUCUCUUCCAUCAACCCGCCCUUCCACGCUCCCGAGGCCACCGUCUGCUCCGCGCUCUCAGCUUUCACCGAGGUCUUGACGGCCGAACUGCGACCACUCGACAUUCCCGUGACCCACAUGCAGCUUGGCACCUUUGACUUCUCCGGCUUCGUGCCGAUCCGCACCGGCUCGCCAACCCAGGGCCUGGUGACCAGCGCAGGAAACCCCGAAGACACUUUGAUCUGGCCCGAUGGUGCCAGACAUGUCUACGGACGCAACUUUGUUGCCCAGACCGCAUCUGCCAUCUCUGGAGCCCGCAUCCGUGGCCUGAAGGGAAGCUCUCUCCGUCAUCUCCAUGCCACCGUUUUCGACGUCAUCGACGGCUCCGUCAAGUCUGACACCGUCCGCAUCGGCCUCGGCGCCAGUAUCUACGGGUUUGUUGGCCGAUGGGCCCCCCGAAGCAUCGUCUCAUGGAUGAUGGGCAUCCGCAAGGUCGAUGAGCUCUCCACCUGGAAGACGAGCUCAUACGAAGGCUCCGAGGAUGGCAGUGACGACGAGGGCGCAGAGGGAUCCAUCUCCGAAUCCAAGGAGUUCAUUGCUGUCCAGUCUGAGGGCAAUGUCUGGAACUCUGGAGAGACUGCCAAGUGGGAGGAACCUGCUCCCGAGGCCACCGCUGCUUAA